AAUCGCGUUUUGAAUUGAAUAUUAUUAAUUUGUAGAAGUUUCGAGAUUAUUUCUCCUCUAUUUCCUCACUAUAUCAUUCUUUUUUCUCUCUCUUUUUCAAUUCUUUAUGCGCUAUUCGACUCAUUCCUUAUUGGCGCAUAAGCACAAGUGUAAAGGAUUUUAAUAUAUGAAGCUUAAUUACGCAGAAAAAAAAAUAUGCUUAUUAAUAGUUUCUGUCAAAAAAAAAAAAAGCUAAAUGUCCGCUUUGCCUAAAUUAAAUCAUCGUUUAUAAAAGCUCGUCUGUUUGUUUUUCAUUUUUUUAUCUUCUUCUUCGUCUUAUUAAUAAUUAACCAAAGAUGGUCUCCAACAAGCAAGUUGUUUUCGCUAAGGUCCCUGCUGACUAUCCCGUCGCUGGUGAACAUAUGCAAAUUAGAGAAUCUACUAUUGAUUUGGAUGCUGAACUCGCCAAGGGUGAAUUUAUCCUCAAGACACUCGAAAUCAGUGUUGACCCAUACAUGCGUGGUCGUAUGAGAGACCCUAACAUCAAGAGCUAUGCUCCUGCUUUUGAUUUGGAUGCUCCCAUGACUGGUGACACUAUGUCUGUUGUUGUCCGCUCCAAUCAUCCUGAUUACAAAGUAGAUGAUUUGGUCUAUGGUCGUACUGCUCGUGGUCGUUUUGAAGAAUACGUCAAGGUAGAUGCUGAAUAUGCCAAGUCUUCUUAUGUUGUCCGUAACGAUGCUAAGCAAAACGGUCUUCCUUUGAGCCAUUAUGUCGGUGUUCUUGCUAUGCCUGGUAUGACUGCUUACUAUGGUCUCCAUGAAGUCGGUAAGCCUAAGAAGGGUGAAACUAUCUACGUUUCUGCUGCUGCUGGUGCAGUUGGUCAAAUCGUUGGCCAAAUUGGUAAGGCUCUUGGCUGUUACGUUGUUGGUUCCGCUGGCUCUGACGAUAAGGUCGAAUACCUCAAGACAAUUGGGUUUGAUGAUGCCUUCAACUACAAGAAUGGCGAUAUUGAAGAACUCUUGAAAAAGCACUGUCCCAAUGGUAUUGAUGUCUAUUAUGAAAAUGUGGGUGGUAAGAUGCUUGAUGCUGUUUUGAAGGUCGCCAAUAACUUUGCUCGUAUCAUUGCUUGUGGUAUGAUUUCUCAAUACAACCUUACUAAGCCUGAACCCAUCUACAACACGAUGUACAUUGUUGCCAAGCGUAUCAAGUUUGAUGGCUUCAUUAUCAUGGAUCACAUGGACUUUGAAGAGAAGUUCCUUCAAGAUGUCACUCCUUUGUUAGCUAAUGGUCAAAUCAAAUACCGUGAAGAUAUUGUGAAGGGUAUUGAAAACACUCCUGAAGCUUUGAUCAGUGUUCUUAGGGGAAAGAACUUUGGCAAGAUGGUUGUCCAUGUUGCUGAUUUGUAAAUAUAUUGCUUAAUAUUAUAAAUAAAAUAGAAUGUGUUAUCGAGAAUUGGUCUACUUUUUAGUGAUAAAAAUAAUGGAAUAAGUGAGUGUC
Messenger RNA from Gilbertella persicaria, 1476 nucleotides. RefSeq lists its product as uncharacterized. Gene Ontology annotation, molecular function: oxidoreductase activity, acting on the CH-CH group of donors, NAD or NADP as acceptor. The transcript has a single exon. Lineage: Eukaryota; Fungi; Mucoromycota; Mucoromycetes; Mucorales; Choanephoraceae. Bases 336 to 1385 code for a protein of 349 amino acids. The record is from RefSeq and is a predicted model, not a curated record.